Messenger RNA from Ruditapes philippinarum (Manila clam), 735 nucleotides. RefSeq lists its product as uncharacterized. The record is from RefSeq and is a predicted model, not a curated record. NCBI's taxonomy places the organism in Eukaryota, Metazoa, Mollusca, Bivalvia, Venerida, Veneridae. The coding region runs from base 38 to 652 and encodes 204 amino acids. The transcript has a single exon.
ACAUUUGCUUUUCAGGUUUCCAGUAGAACUUUCCACAAUGUUGGCAUUACUACAUAAAUGUUUCUUCUUGGUGAUGGUAAUAUACCUCAGCUCAGAAAUGUUUUGUGAUGGUAGUGAUGAGGAAAAUUUUUCUCAUAUUUACAAAAAUCUACUUGGAUUUGACUUUGAUAUGGACUAUGUUAUCAGAGAAUAUAUGAAGGUUUGUCCAACAGUAACAAUAUGUGGCGAUAAAAAUGAAUCAUUUAUUGACACAUUGACUGAAUAUGAUCUUUUUAACCUUCCUAUCCAAUGUCCUAAUUGUAGUUGUGAACAAGACUGUGUCAUAAAUAAUAAUUGCUGUCCAGAUGUGAUAUAUGGCUACCUUCAAUAUGACUGUGUCAGUUCCGUAAAACAUAAAGGUAAAGAGUUCUAUAAUGAAGAGAAAUUUUCAAUGAUUGCGUCAUGUCCACAAUCCUGGGUAGCUUCACACAAUAUGACCAAGCAACGUGAGAGUAUUUUACCUGUCACAUCCUUCUUGACCGGACUGACAUAUCAAACUGUGGAGUUUGCCCAAUGUAACGGGGAUAACAAGUCGUUGGCAACAUGGAACACGACAUUCUAUUGUCAAAAAUUUACAGGAUUUUUUCGAGGAAGUCAUUAUCAAUUCUUUUGACGAACUUUUACGACACCUUGCUGAACGAAAUUGUGAAAUUAGACUCUCUGUUACAUAUCCAACCGUUCCUAGCCAAGCCGUUU